Molecule: messenger RNA, 1839 nt
Organism: Galeopterus variegatus (Sunda flying lemur)
Lineage: Eukaryota; Metazoa; Chordata; Mammalia; Dermoptera; Cynocephalidae
Gene: ZNF467
Product: zinc finger protein 467
Exons: 5
Coding region: 529-1839 (436 amino acids)
Biological process (GO): regulation of transcription by RNA polymerase II
Cellular component (GO): nucleus
Molecular function (GO): DNA-binding transcription activator activity, RNA polymerase II-specific; RNA polymerase II cis-regulatory region sequence-specific DNA binding
Source: RefSeq, a predicted model, not a curated record
UUGAGAGCGUCCCCCACCAGUAGCCCUAAAGUGACUCACCUCCGCACCUGGGCUAGCUCCUAUUUCACCAGCUCCUGCAGUGACAGCUGGAGGGCCUGGGAGAUGAAGUUUCUCACUCCCCAUUCAGGUCUCCCACCCUCCACUCUCUCCCCAGAGAAUGGAAUAGUUCCUGCGCUUCCCCAGGCAAGGACACUGGGGAGGAGGUAUGUACUUAUGGGCUGGGCCUGGCUCUGAGAGACCUGCCAGGUAAGGCCAUGGGUGUGGCCGAUUUCCAGAGCUGACCAGAGCUUGCAGAAGUGGCUUCCAGGCCUUCCUCUAGGGCCACUGCAACGAUGUCUUUGCUUUCUAAAAUCCAGUUCCCCUCAUUUGCCUCACCUGUACCUGGGGACAUCACCUUUGGAGCUUAGGGGAGAGAUUGGGCAGAACCAGGGCCUAGGUGGAAGCUGCCGUGGGAAGAAACUGAAUGGAACUGUCUUUUCUCCUUAGGGUCCGUGGCCCGGUCGCCAGGAGGAGCUACUCCAGGUUGCCAUGAGAGAGACCUUGGAGGCCCUCGGCUCCCUGGGAUUCUCUGUGGGACAGCCAGAGAUGGCCCCCCAAAGUGAGCCCAGGGAAGGGUCCCAUAAUUCCCAGGAGCAGACGUCCUCUUCCAGGGAAGAGAGAGCGCUGGGCAUGUGCUCAGGGCACGAGGCCCCCAGGCCAGAGGAAGUUACCCACACUGAACAAGCUGAGGCUCCCUGCAGAGGAGGCCAGGCGUGCACACCACAGAAGGCUGAGCCUGAGGGCUCCUGCCCAGGGGAGGAGUGGAUGAUUCGGAAGGUGAAAGUGGAGGAUGAGGAUCAGGAGGCAGAAGAAGAGGUCGAAUGGCCCCAACAUUUAUCCUUACUUCCCAGCCCUUUCCCCGCACCUGACCUGGGGCAUCUGGCCGCCGCAUACAAGCUGGAGCCGGGGGUCCCAGGAGCACUGGGUGGGCUCGCUCUGUCUGGGUGGGCCCCGAUCCCCGAGAAGCCCUACGGCUGCGGGGAGUGCGAGCGGCGCUUCCGGGACCAGCUGACGUUGCGGCUGCACCAGAGGCUGCACCGGGGCGAGGGCCCCUGCGCCUGCCCGGACUGCGGCCGCAGCUUCACGCAGCGCGCCCACAUGCUGCUGCACCAGCGCAGCCACAGCGGCGAGCGGCCCUUCCCGUGCUCCGAGUGCGACAAGCGCUUCAGCAAAAAGGCCCACCUGACCCGCCACCUGCGCACGCACACGGGCGAGCGGCCCUACCCGUGCGCAGAGUGUGGCAAGCGCUUCAGCCAGAAGAUACACCUGGGCUCGCACCAGAAGACCCACACCGGCGAGAGGCCUUUCCCCUGCGCGGAGUGUGAGAAGCGCUUUCGCAAGAAGACGCACUUGAUCCGGCACCAGCGCAUCCACACGGGCGAGAGGCCCUACCAGUGCGUGCGGUGCGCACGCAGCUUCACGCACAAGCAGCACUUGGUGCGCCACCAAAGGGUGCACGAGGCGGCCGGCCGGGCCCUGCCCUCUCCCGACUCGCCCGCCUCGCCCCAUUCCCCCGCCCCGUCCCCUACUCCGUCACCUCCCGGGCCGAAGCCUUUCUCCUGCUCCGACUGCGGGCUGAGCUUCGGCUGGAAAAAGAACCUCGCCACGCACCAGUGUCUGCAUCUCGGCGAGGGUCGCCCGUUUGGGUGCGACGCGUGCGCGCUGGGCGCCACCGUGGACCCCGCCGCCGCCGAGCCCUUAGCCUGCGCGCCCCGAGGGCCGGGCUGCGGCCCAGGAUCGGAUGCCUGCUCCCUGCGCUGCCCCAUCCUCCCAGCGCCGUCCGUCAUGUCCUGCUCGUGA